Molecule: messenger RNA, 1899 nt
Organism: Tribolium madens (black flour beetle)
Lineage: Eukaryota; Metazoa; Arthropoda; Insecta; Coleoptera; Tenebrionidae
Gene: MED28
Product: mediator of RNA polymerase II transcription subunit 28
Exons: 4
Coding region: 125-931 (268 amino acids)
Cellular component (GO): mediator complex
Source: RefSeq, a predicted model, not a curated record
UUUAACCUUAAAGUUAUUGACGUUUAUUGUUAUGGCUGUGGUUUGGUAAUUGGGAUUGCUAUCCUUUUGGGACAUUAGAUCAAAGAUUAAAAACCAUUUUCUUUUAUAAUUAGUGUGUGAUUCAAUGAAGGAAGCUUCUCCUCCUGUAUCAGCGAUGGCCACACCGACCAAUGGUAGUGGCAACUUAGUAGAUGAAUUUGAAGAGGCUUUCCAGCACUGUCUUAACGUCUUAACAAAAGAAGAAGCAGUUCCCAAUUCCGACAAAGACGAAAUGAAAGUGGAAGUGGAACAAACCACCCUGCGAUUCAUAGAUCUUGCCCGGCAAAUGGAGGCAUUUUUCCUCCAAAAACGUUUCCUUUUGUCGGCUUUGAAGCCGGAAAUGAUCGUAAAAGAAGACAUAAACGAGUAUCGUCUUGAACUGGCGCGGAAAGAUGAAUUGUUGAAACGCCAUUAUGAAAAAAUCGCAGUUUGGCAAAACCUCUUGGCUGACUUGCAAGGUUAUGCCAAAAGUCCGGCUCAAGGUAGUGCCACGCCCACAUUGAAUAAUGGAGGUUCGGUUCAGAGUCCCAUGGGUGGCCUUCCCGGUAAUCAAACGCCGAAUCCUAUGAUGGUUUCCGGGAUGUCAACAACGAUGCAACAGCAGUUACAGCAGCAGCAGUUGCAACAGAUGCAACAGCAACAACAGAUGCAACAAAUGCAACAACAACAAAUCCAACAGCUUCAGCAACAGAUGCAGGUACCCCCGGGGAUGGCGAGCAGCGUGGGCCCCGGCAUGGUAUCCCCCCAGCAGGCCAUGUUCAUGCAGCAACAAGCCAUGGGCGGCCCUCGAGGCCCUUUUUCUCAACAAGGCCCCGGUGGAGUUCUCCAGGGCCCUCUGGCGUACCUUGAGAAAACUACGAGUAAUAUAGGCAUGACGGAUGGGCGAAGGUGACGCGGGCGCGGGAGGGGGCGAGGUAGAGGCAGGGGUAGAGGUAGAGGUCGUGGCCGUGGGUCUUUGCCGGAUUAUGUAUCCCCGUAAUGUUCCCCCUCCCGAAGUUGGGAUAUGCACCCAUAUCUCGACACGCGGCAAGGCAUUCCAAGGGGACUCCUAAUGGAUUUCAUGUGUAGGUAGUUAGUGGUACACCCUUAGAUUAGAUGUUGAGCAAAUUUUACAAAUAAGCAAUGAUUAAGAAGUAUUGGCGUUUUAACUGAGUCACCGAAAACAGCCGGUGAUAAAAAAAUUCUUGAGUUGGCUAUAGUCAUCUGUCAAACAUUUUCCUGAGCCAACUGAGGAAACAAAAAUUUUCUUGACGUGGACCCCAUUUUAUUAACUAAUUAAACAUAUUGAUUAUAUAAAAACCUCUCACAUAAAUGAUUUAUUUAAGUAUUAUGAUGCCAAGCGAAAAACAUCGUAGGAGUUGUAUAAAAGGAGCACUGCAAUAUUACUUUUAUUUCAGUUUUAACACUAUAAAGAGUGCUUUUGCACGUUUUCAAUAAUUAAACGUACUCAAAUAAAAUCGUAAUUUGUAAAUUUAUAAAUUUAAAGUAAAUUACCAGCUAAUAGUCUGCCAUGAAGACCAAAGAUAACACUACAUAUAACUUAAUUGUUAUCAACUAAAUUAGUUUUUUUAUAAGGACUCGUUUUUGUGUUUUAAGGCACUUUAUAAAUUACCUUUGUUAUAAAGAAAAUCACUUUGGUCUACAUGGAAAACCCAAAAUGCUAAAUUUAUAACCUAAGCGCAACCAACCACACUUAAACUUUUGCAGCACCUUAAAUUAAGAAAUUUAAAGGACAAUUGUGUAUUAUUUGAAUAAAAAAAUUGUAUCGUGCUGAUCAGUUUGCAUAUGUAACGUUACCGAAUUUCAAAAUUGUGAUAUAAAUUAUUAAUAAAACAAAUUAUACUCAAACAAUUUUAUUUC